AUGCAUCAGCUCAUAAGUUUAGUGAUAGUUUUAGCAUUUUUUCUUAAUUUAGUAUAUUCACAAAGUUUAAAUAAUUUAAAUGACGUUUUUUCGUCAAAAGAAAAGAAUGAGCUCAAAGAAGAGGCACGAGAAAUGUUCUAUCAUGCUUAUAGAGCUUACAUGGACAAUGCUUUUCCAGCUGAUGAAUUACAGCCAUUAAGCUGUAAAGGACGGAUCAGAGGGAUUUCUGCAUCCAGAGGAGAUUUAGAUGAUACAUUAGGAAACUUCUCAAUGACACUAGUAGACACGCUAGAUACAUUAGUGAUAUUAGGUGAUUUCGAGGAAUUUGAGUCAGCAGUUAAGCUAGUUAUCAAGAAUGUUCAAUUUGAUAAUGACAUCAUUGUGUCGGUAUUUGAGACAAAUAUCAGAAUGCUUGGUGGAUUAUUAUCAGCUCAUAUAUUGGCUGAAUAUAUACAAAAAGAAGCUCACAUGAUGAUUUGGUAUCGUGGCGAGUUACUUGAAAUGGCAAAAGAUCUUGGAUAUAGAUUAUUGCCGGCAUUUAAUACAUCUACAGGAAUUCCACAUGCUCGCAUUAAUUUAAAAUAUGGAAUGAAGUCGGAAGCAUUAAAGCAUUCUCGUGAAACGUGUACAGCAUGUGCAGGAACAAUUUUAUUAGAAUUUGCAGCGCUAUCAAGACUAAGUGGGGAACCAAUAUUUGAAGCUAAGGCACAUGCAGCAAUGGAUGCAUUGUGGAAAAUCAGAAAUCGCUCAUCAAAUUUAAUGGGAACAGUCGUUAAUGUACAUUCAGGUGAUUGGAUACGACGAGAUUCAGGCGUUGGUGCUGGAAUUGAUUCAUAUUAUGAAUAUCUUUUAAAAUCAUACAUUUUACUUGGCGACGAACGUUAUCUGUCACGUUUUAAUAAGCAUUAUAAUGCAGUCAUGAAGUAUGUCAGACAAGGUCCAAUCUUUUUGGAUGUCCACAUGCAUCGUCCUCACACAAAGAGUAAAAACUUUAUGGAUGCAUUACUUGCUUUUUGGCCUGGUCUACAGGUCUUGUCUGGAGAUUUAAAGCCUGCAGUUCAAACACACGAGAUGCUUUAUCAAGUCAUGCAAAUGUACAAGUUCAUACCCGAAGCAUUCACUUAUGAUUUUCAGAUUCAUUGGGGACAAUAUCAUUUACGUCCUGAAUUUAUAGAAUCAACUUAUUUUCUUUAUCGUGCAACUGGUGAUCAUUACUAUCUUCAUGUUGGCAAGAAAGCAUUAAAGACUAUCCAGAAAUAUACAAAAGUUCCUUGUGGCUAUGCAGCUGUUAAUGAUAUUCGUACGGGAAAGCAUGAAGACAGAAUGGAUUCAUUUUUAUUAUCAGAAACAAUUAAAUAUCUUUACUUGCUGUUUAGUGAUGAUGAAGAUCUUCCACUUAAUAUUGAUGACUUUAUAUUCACGACUGAAGCUCAUUUACUUCCAUUAAGUCUCGGCAAAUUAUCAAAUCAUACAGGAUCGAUGCAUAAAGAUGAUGAUGACAAUCAUGCAAUAGAUUUAGACUUUAUGCGCUCAUGUCCAUCACCAAACAAGUUAUUUCCUGAAACAGUCCGUCGUCCUCUCCGAGAUUUGGUCACUGCCUCAUGCCCAAGAAUCUCAGUCGCUAAUCGAUUACGUGCUGCUGAAUUUCAAGCAAAUAAUGCAGACCAUCUUCGAGCAAUAUUCGAUAUGGGAGUUACGAUGGUUUCGUUGGGCAACGGAAAAGUUCAGCUGCUUCAUAGCUUCUACAAUGCCAAAUCAGUAGAAGAAGCUGAGCGUGGAUUACUUUUUAUGCAGGAAAUGGUCGAAUUAUCUAAAUCAAAUGCAGUUCCAUCCUCAGAAUUACAUGCUGUGACAUUUCGUCAUCCAACGACUGGCGAUGAGAUUGCUUUGUCUGCUGGUCCUUCACAUUUCAGUCCAGACAUUGUCGAUCCAAUUAAAUCUAAAUUAGUCUUCGCAGAACCAUUCCAUUUAUGUACGGAUUUACAAAAUAAGGAUGAAAUUAGCGGUAAAAUUGCAAUAAUUGAACGAGGCGAUUGCACAUUUGUAGAUAAGGCACGACGAGCGAUGAAUGCAGGAGCAAGUGCUGUUAUUGUUAUCGAUAAUGUACCUGAUACUUCUAUUCAUAAUUCACCGCCAUUUGCGAUGUCAGGCGAUGGUACAGAUGAUGUCAAAAUUCCUACAUGCUUCCUCUUUACCGUCGAAGCUAAUACCUUAAGAGAGGCCUUAAAUCUUAAAAAUGAUUUAGAGAUAACAUUAUCGUCAAUGAACAAUGUGAAUUCAAAAGGUCCCCAAGAAAGCAAUAAGGAGAGGAAAGCAGGCAAUUAA
Chironomus riparius is the source of this 2325-nucleotide messenger RNA. The record is from the annotation of a GenBank genome assembly. Lineage: Eukaryota; Metazoa; Arthropoda; Insecta; Diptera; Chironomidae.